Messenger RNA from Cloeon dipterum, 2444 nucleotides. Its product is annotated as 7SK snRNA methylphosphate capping enzyme-like. Gene Ontology annotation, biological process: snRNA modification. NCBI's taxonomy places the organism in Eukaryota, Metazoa, Arthropoda, Insecta, Ephemeroptera, Baetidae. The coding region runs from base 158 to 1606 and encodes 482 amino acids. The record is from RefSeq and is a predicted model, not a curated record. The transcript has 6 exons. Gene Ontology annotation, molecular function: snRNA binding; RNA methyltransferase activity; O-methyltransferase activity.
CGCUCCCUACUUAAGGGAUCGUGCGACCGAACUCACUCACUCUGGUGAAUAAGGAAUCUCUAGCUACUCUCGGCUGCAUCGUGUCAACGAGAUCACUACUUUUUAGGUAAUUUCAGCUCAAGAAAGCUUCCCGGAAGGCGGAAGAGUGGACUGUUAUAUGAUCAUAAUGGCCACCGCCGAUCUCCAGAGAAGUGUUAUGCCAGAGCAGCGAGGCCCACGGAAACGCUUUUUUCCGAGAAAAAAGCAUGAAACCCCCGUAAGUAUCAUGGAAGAGGGAGGAGCAGGACGUCCAGCAACCAACAAUGCGAGCAAUAGCAGCAGAGAACUCCGAAGUAAGAAGAGGACUUACUCGGGAAACAAGAAAAAUUGGCUUUCAAAGAGGAUGAGACGCGGGUCCAAUAUAUUGCCUACAAUUUUCCUACUCGGAGGGAACAUCAAUGAUCCGCUCAAUCUGGCGAGCCUGCAAGAUGAUGAAACCAAUAGGUUGAUGAACGCAGUGACGCCAAAAUCGUCUCCACUGCCGACACCAAAACACCGAAAGGAGAAGAUUGAGGUGCCUGAACUGGAUCCUACCGACCCUCUGAAGCUGCUAGCUCCGCCAAUGAGCAGUACCAAGAAGCGGAAGCGCAAGCGUAAGGCCUCGUCGCUGGCCGGGCCCAACGCCAAGGAAGCCAAGCUGAGCGAAAUGCCGCCGACAGACAGCAACGGCCGCCCGAUGAAACUCAGCCUGAUGCGCAAGUCGCUGACAAAUCGCACAAUAUCCGAAAUCGUAAGCCCUGUCGUGCCGCAGCCCGGAGAAUGGCGGCGCAAAGUGCACAAGAAAAUAGUUACUGCCUCCAUCAUCGCUGCUGCCAAUGAUAAAAAGCAUUCCUCCUACUGCUAUGGCAACUACGACCGGUACUAUGGCUACCGCGUCAAGAAGUAUGGCCCUGGAGAUCCCAGACUCAACUUACUAGGGCCAGAACGGUUUGAAGGCAAGGAUGUGCUUGACAUCGGAUGCAACUCCGGAGAGCUGACGAUCGCCAUGGCCUUGUUUGGUGCCAAAUCAGUCGUCGGCGUUGACAUCGACGCUGACUUGAUCAAACAGGCCAUUAAGAAUCAAAGGCUCUUCUUGGCAGGAGAGAGGUCAAUUGUGUUGGAUGAGAAGAAAGAAUUGGAUUUACGGGCGAGUAAACCCACUCUCAAAAACCUGAUCUUUGUUUCCGGGGACUAUGUUUUGAAAGAAGACUGCAUGGUGGAUGAGCAAAAGCAACACUUUGAUGUCAUCACCUGUCUGAGCGUGACCAAGUGGAUCCAGCUGAACCACGGAGAUGCCGGACUGAAACGCGCAUUCAGGCGCAUGUUUGCGCAGCUGCGGCCAGGCGGCGUGCUCUACCUUGAGCCACAGCCUUACAGCAGCUACACCCUCAAGAAAAAUGUCACCAGCCAAACGUUGGAGAACUACAAGAAGAUGAAGUUCUACCCAGAAUCGUUCCCCGAGUUCCUGCUGCAGACGGUGGGAUUUUCGGCGCUGGAGGUGAUCGGGACGCCGUCACACAUGUCUAAUGGCUUCCAGAGGCAGAUCUUCAAGUUCACGAAACCCCCAGACGCAAAGAAAAAAGGGUGAAUUGGGUGGCUAGAGCUCUCGUAGCCUGACUCGGUAUAAUUGGAAACUUUGCGAUUAAUCGCAUUAAUAAUCGCUAACUGAGCAGAACCUGAAAUGGCACUCACUUCCCAACGGUUGGAGCGCCAGAAAUGCUGAGGAGGAGGUUCACUCGGGAUUGCAGAGAUGGGCUGUCAGCCGCUACAAAAUAAGUGCAGAGUUUUGAACUCAGUCCGCGCUGCAAUUUUAGCGUGAAUCCGCUUCUGUCACCACAACAAACAACCAACAUUGGCUCUGCUCAAAUUUUUGUUCAUGCCGGUUUUCAUUUUUAAUCAAAACUUCUACAGAACAUGUAACCAAACUAUUUUUUAAUUCAUGUGAUUUAUUUGCAAUAUAUACACCUGAUCCCGAUUCGUUCCACCAGGUAAAACGGCAAAUAUCGGCUCUCCAGGUUCUUGACGCGAAAAGCACAAAACAUUAAAUCUCAAAGCUGGAAGAACAUUAUGCGUCAGUCAAAAGAGCCCACAAAUGGAUGAUUUCUGAACAAUUUCACCAAGCGCUCUUUCUCCGCUGAUGUAAAAUUUAAUGAUUUUCGUUGCUCAUGAGCCUGGUGGCCGCGAAGGAUGACGUUGAUGUUUUCAAUGCUCCAACAAAAAUAACAACCUGAUGAAGGAUGAUUAGGAGAGAUUGUUUAAACUUAGUCACCUUUGCAUUUACCAAAUCCACCAAUCCAAUUGUACCACUGCUUAGGCUCUAUAGAUCUCUAGCCUUAAAAUUCGUUAUGUAAGAAGGCACCGCAUUCCGCUCUGAAGGCUGCGUUGCUUCGGUAAACAAAAUAAAGUUAAGUUAUAAAGAAUUAAAA